AUGUCGGCACAGGGGGAGAGACUGCAAGUAUCAGCAGCCUAUAGAGUCGGAGGUCAGAAGGAUUUAUCUCGCCGAGUUGAGGUCUUGGGGUAUAAGUUCUGCCAUGAGGCUGAACCGCAAACACGUUCGUCAGAUCUGAGGGAGCUUGGGGAAACAGUCAACGAAGACAGAAGUGUUGAUGAACUCGCUACACAUGCUUUCUCUGAGACAUCCCUUGGCCAUAUUUAUUUCGGGGCAAGCUCAAAUUACGCCAUGUUCAGACACGUCUCAAACGCAUUCGCUGAAAGCGCUCUCUUACACCUCACAUUGAGCAAUCAAGCACAAACUGCUGUUCAUAGCCGCAACAUAUCAAAACAAGGUAUGAGACCAACUAGUGGGAGAGCAUCAAUGGUGAAGCAGCUCUCAAUAUCUCUGGAGGAUAUACACGCUCUUCCGUCUAGAGAUGAGGCACUGUAUCUUAUUAGUCGCUUUUCCACUACAAUCAGUGUGGUCCUUCCAUAUGUCGACUACGAGACAGUGUUGGACUCCUAUGAGAAGGCUCACCUCGAAAGACCACCCAGGUUUCAAAGGGGUUUAUUGGCUCUUUUGAAUAUGGUUUGGGCACAUGCAUCUGCAUCCUUACAGCUUCCGGAAGCAGAAGUAUUCUAUAGUCAUUUCCAGGUAUUACUGUUGAAGUCCAUCUACGAGCAGAAUCAUCAAAGAUCUACUUUAAGUUAUACAACCCAUACAAACUGUGUAAGAACCUCAUUGCAGAUGGGCUUUCAUUGUGCCUCUGCCCGGGAUGCUCGUGAUCAUACACCUGAAAAGCUACAUCAAAAGAUAUGGAUGGGUGUUCUGAACAAUGACAGGUAUGUUCAGGCCACUUAUCGUCCUUUCAGAAUAUCGGAAGAUAUGAUUGCCCUCACACUUUUGGGUGCCAUGUUCAGCAAGGUAGUAGUAACCUGGCUUUUAUCAGGAUCAUCUAACACACUCCUGGCCGACAUAAUCGAAACACUGUACGAUCAGAAUUUGGAGUCGGGUCAAUCUCUCGAUGUACAAGCCAUCAUCAACAAACAUGAACUCUUACACUUCAGGCUCGAACAAUGGGCUGACAGCCUUCCCGAUCGCAUUGCCUUGCUCCCGAGUGAAGAGUUACUAAAGCUGUCAGCGUUGCCAGAUACUCGCUGGGCCGUACGAACACUUCUAUGCAUACAAUACCAUAGACUGAAAUUGAUCAUGAACUUCCCUCUAAUGAUGAAAUUCUUGAAAUCUGACUCAAUGAAGCCAACGGGAGAGCAUAUCAGGGAAUAUAUCCAGCGCAUUCGGUCCCAAAUCCUCCAGGAUGACUGGUUCGCAAUACAAGAAUUGAGGUGUUUGAUAUCGCACAUUUCCACACUCCAGGGGUUCAUGGACUUGUAUGCAUCGUGGUAUACAUGCAACUAUACAAUCUUCACAGCUAUCCUCCACUGCCUAGCACUAUUCCUCGUUCGCCAACAUUAUCCUUCAAAUUCCGAGCCGAAUCCACCCCAGAUACGCCAAGAAAUAGAAUCCUGCCUUCACAUCAUGAGGAUUAACAGCAGAGGAAGCAUCGUGAACCAGAAGGCGGACUACUGUAUUCAAAGACUACUUGUGGUGUUUGAUGCGCUUGACAACGACCCUCAGGAGGGUACAAGCAACCCGCUAGACACAUUGACUACCGAUUUUGUUUUCCAGCAUAUCAAGCUCCCAACAGAGGAAUUCCUAAACCAGUGUAGUCGGCACGAAGAGUCAGAGCAGGCUCAAUUGUUUUUAGAUAUCUUUUCAAGCAUCCCAAUUUGCGAAUGA
Molecule: messenger RNA, 1803 nt
Organism: Aspergillus niger
Lineage: Eukaryota; Fungi; Ascomycota; Eurotiomycetes; Eurotiales; Aspergillaceae
Exons: 7
Coding region: 1-1803 (600 amino acids)
Biological process (GO): positive regulation of transcription from RNA polymerase II promoter by galactose
Cellular component (GO): nucleus
Molecular function (GO): RNA polymerase II cis-regulatory region sequence-specific DNA binding; DNA-binding transcription factor activity, RNA polymerase II-specific
Source: RefSeq, a predicted model, not a curated record